Fusarium oxysporum Fo47 is the source of this 1416-nucleotide messenger RNA. Its product is annotated as MARVEL domain-containing protein. NCBI's taxonomy places the organism in Eukaryota, Fungi, Ascomycota, Sordariomycetes, Hypocreales, Nectriaceae. The transcript has 3 exons. The coding region runs from base 136 to 1218 and encodes 360 amino acids. The record is from RefSeq and is a predicted model, not a curated record.
AAAAAAAAAGGGUGCGCCAUAAAUCAUUCUCCCCAGCGAACACUCGUCUUGGCCCCUACACUAGCACUUCGCAUCUCUUGGCUGCUUCUCGUGGCUUGACACUAUCACUUAUACUGUUCGUUACAGAAAGUUGCUAUGGAACAAACUCAAGAAAAGGUUGAGGGCAACCAUGUUCUCCAAACACCGCUCUGGAUUGUUAUAAUUCGUGGCUUUCAGUUCCUCAUCUCUCUUAUCAUCGUCGGUCUCUGCGGUCGUCUGAUGCACGAUGCCACCCUCGACGAAGAAGCUCUAUCUCUGGCCAUUGCAAUCAUCUCAUGGAUCGUCAUCGCAUACGUCGUCUUCACAGAGAAGAUCCCCAGUCUUCAAAGCGCAUAUCACAUCAUCGCUGUUCUAAGUCUCGAUGCAUUGCUGAUGGUUCUUUGGCUUGCGGCUUGGGCUGCCACUGCUGCGAGACGUGCUAAAUACGUCGUUCCUGUUAAUGCCUAUGGCUGUGUUGAUGAUGGAAGUCUUACGGAUAGCAAGACCUGCAAUAUUUUUAAGCGUGAUGGGGAGAAUGUUAUUCUCUUCAAGUCUGGUUUGGCUAUGCUUGCUGCCGUCGCUGGUCUUGGUGCUCUUGUCUGGAUUCUCUUCAUCGUCACUUUCGUCUGGACCCUCGUCAUGUUCCUUCGCGGUCGCAAGGAAGGUCGCUUCGCUGUCAACCUUGCUGCUUCUCCUUCACCCAACAACAACUACCAAAUGGAGACCAAGGUCAACGAAGGCCAGCCCAUGGUUCAGCCCGUCCAACCUCAGGGCGUCCCUCAGCAGCAAUACCAGCAACAACCUACCCAAGGCCAAUUCGUUCCUCAACAACAACAGCAGCAGUAUCCUCCUCAGGGCACUCCCUCUCCCUACCAACCUGCCCAGAGCCCAUACCAACAACAGGGCGCUUACCCUCCUCCCGCCGCACCCUACUCUCCUCAAGACCAACAGUACCAGGGCCAGCAGAACUAUGGACAGUACCCCCCUCAGCAGUAUCAACAGCCUCCUCAACCUCAAGGAAGCGAGCUUGAUGGUCAGACAAACUACUCUACUCCUCCUCCCGCUUCAAUGUCCCCCCCUCCCCAACAUUACGGAAGUGAGCUCGAUGGCCAGACGAACUACGCCCACCCUCCUCCUGCUUCAAUGUCGCCCCCCCCUCAGCCUCAGCCUUAUCCUCCCCAAGCAUAUCCCCAGCAGUAAAUGAAGUGAAGAGAAGGGAUUAAUGACUGGGACUCUUGGCGCGUGGAGUUACGUUUCUGUUUUGCCAGUAUUUUAUAUAUCCAAUAACAGCGGUGGCUUUUUGACGCUUGUUUUAUACCAACUGCCACAGUUAGAAUAUACGAUGCAGCGAUUGAUGACAAUUUAUUCGCACUAGUACAUAUAUGCACUUCUCUCUCA